AAAAACCCAGAGAAAAAAAAACACAGGGCUUUAUAAACCUCCAAGCUCGGGCCGUCAGCAAGUCCCGACAAGAGUGGUGAAAUUACAGCCCUUCCUGCAGAGGAAGAAGACAGUUGGCUCCAGGGAAGGAGGAGAAGCAGUGGCAUCUCCCAGGCCUGACCCUGCACUCUUUGCCCCAACACCGCCUGCCUGCCUGCCUGCCUGCCAAGCUUGGCCACAUUCCGGUGAGGUUCCCACAGGCCUCCUCCGGCUUCUGUGACAGCUUCUCAACCCUCAACCCUUCCUGAAACGAAGGCUUCAGACUCUUUGCAAGCCUCUGUCUCCAGAGCAGGGGCACGGGAGCCCUCUGAUCCGGUGCCAGGGGGCGAGUUUUUUUGGAUAGAUGCAAGCAUCCGGACCACAUGGGCUCCGUCGGCGGUGCCAGGCAAUAGCGUGAGUUUCCGUCCCUUCUGGAACCCGGCUGCCUGAAAGCUGAGCUGGCUGGGGCAGAGAGAACCUGAAAGGGUGCAUUUAAUUUCAAGCCCUUCGGCUGGGUAGCCAAGAAGAACCGAGAAGGUCUUUGAGCAGUAAACGUUCAAGAGCUUCCUCGGCUUUGAGCGGCUGAGUUCCUGCCAGCAAGCAAGACGAGAGGAAGAAGAGGAAACGGUACCACGAUGGGGUCAAGAAGCGGCGACAGGCCACGGGGCUUCUUGGGGGCACCGGGGCUCUUCUGCUCGCAGCAGCUCUUCCUUCUCCUCGUGGUCCUCCAGCAGCUUUGCUCCGUCGGGGCCUUCUCCACUUGCAAGACCUUGGACAUGGACCUGAUGAAACGGAAGAGGAUCGAAGCCAUCCGGGGUCAGAUCUUGAGCAAACUCAAGCUUCCGAGACCCCCCGAAGUGGAAGACUCGGAGUCGCAGAUCCUCACCGAAGAGGUCAUGGCCCUCUACAACAGCACCUUGGAAGUGAUCCGAGAAAUGGUAGCCGAGGAACCGCAGGAGACCGUCCAAGAAGAAUACUACGCCAAGCAAGUACACCGCUUCAUGAUGAUCCCCAUUGACCACGAAAGCUACGGCGAUCGGUACAAGAAGGAUAACCAAAAUGUCUACUUUGGAUUCGAAAUCGAACCCAUCCGGAAGAUCCUUAGUGACCCCAAUUUGCUGUACCGUGCAGAGCUGAGGAUGCAGGCCUCUGGACAUGGUCAAGAGCAGCGACUGGAGCUUUACCAGCAAAAAGACCACUCAGGGAAUGAUUCCACUUGGUACUACCUUCAAGGGCUGUCGUUAAAGGUGAAGAGCGAAAAAGAAUGGCUGUCCUUCGAUGUCACCAACGUUCUCCGGUUGUGGCUCGCAAGUAGAGACGAGCUGGGGAGAUUCCGAUUUAGCACUCACUGUUCCUGUGAUGGCACACAAAAUGAUCUAACGAUACAAAUUGAAGGCACCACGCUCAAAAGAGGGGACCAAGGAUCGUUAAUUGGGAAGUCAAAGCAGCGUCCGUACCUGUGGAUCAUGGCCACCACUCCAGAACGGGCUGAUUCCUCGAGUCACAAGCGGAGAAAACGCGCCGCUCCAGAUGCAGAGUUCUGCAGCAGCCAAUCCCCGGAAGCGAAGAAUUGCUGCGUACGGCGUUUCUAUAUCGAUUUCCGAAAAGAUUUAAAAUGGAGGUGGAUCUACGAACCUAAAGGCUACUAUGCCAAUUUCUGCAUGGGGCCUUGUCCCUACCUCUGGAGUUCAGAUACUCAGUAUAGCAAGGUCCUCGCUCUCUACAACCUUCACAACCCGACGGCCUCAGCCGCCCCCUGUUGCGUCCCCGAUGAGCUGGAACCCUUGGGCAUCGUUUACUACGUCGGCCGCCAAGCCAAAGUAGAACAGCUUUCAAACAUGAUUGUCAAAUCCUGCCGGUGUAGCUGAGACCAAGGAUCGGUGGUGGACUCAGGAAACGUCUGAACGAUCCCUCUGGAGGGAAAGGAGUCAGGGACUGCGAGGAGGAAGCCGACUUUAUUUCCCAACACCCCCCCUCCCCCCGCUCUCUGCUAAAACCUCCUGCAUUUUUUUACUUUCGUCUUUUUCAUUUUUGUCUUCACAAAAAAAAAAAGAGAGGAAUCUUUCUCUCUCUCGUUUUUGGAAAAAAACAACAACACCCCACAACUUGUAUUGUUAUUGUUAUUAUUGUUAUUAUUAUUAUUAUUAUUUUAUUUAGUAAAUUUAUGUUUUUGGGGGAGGGGUGAGGAUUGUCUCUCUCUUUUUUUUAAUUCUUUGGCUCGGUGGUGGAGAGGACUUGCUCAGGAGAGAGAGAGGAAGGAAGAGGAGGAAGAAGGAAGAGAAAGAAGAGAAGCACGGACGGAUCCACCCAAAACAGGCCAGGAAGGAAAAAAACAACCCUUCCCUUGCAAACAGAAGCCAGAGGAACCAACUUGCUGCGAGACGGCAAAAGGAAAUAAGGAAUUAAAAUUCGAUCGGAGCCAAGAAUUGUAAAAGGGGAUAAAACCGCUGACUUUGGAACAGAGUCCUGAAUUGUGUAGCCCAGAAGAUCCAGUGGGAUGGUUGGUUGUUCUCCAGAUGCCCAAACUUUGGGGGAGUUCUCGGGUCGCCGGACGAUGCUACGAUUCUCUGCCUUGGGAUCUGGUUGGGGGAAGGGAAGACCGGAUAAACUCAGCUUUAGACUCUGUCUUGUGGCUCGUAGAUGUGGUCAUUUCGGACAAUAUUCGGACCUUGUUCUUGGGGAAAAAAAACAAAUUGCAACGGGUGAAUGACGGACUCUUCCCUCUAGCUUUGCUGACCCCACUUCCUCUGCUCUACGCUGGCUUCCCAGGGGUUAGAAGAUGCUGGAGGAGAAAUUGGAUGGGGGGGGGGGAAAGGGGGUUCUUUGGGGCUCAUAUAGUGCUGGCAUAACCCCAAAAAAGUGUGUGUGUGUGGAUGGGCUGUUCCAGCUGAGAAAGCAAUACAGGAAGUCCUCAACUUAUGACCAUAAAUGGGACCACAAUUUCCACUGCAAGUUGUUAAACAAGUCGUGUCCCGAUUUAUUUAUUUUUUUGGGUUAAGCGAAUUGCUGCCAUUGAGCAGGUCCUGCGGUCGUUAAACGAAUCCGGCUUCCCCCACGGACUUUGCUUGUCGGAAGCUUUGGAUAAAUGUUGGACAACCAUUUGUCUGAAGCGGUAUAGGGUUUCCUGCCUAAGCAGGGGGUUGGACUAGAAGACCUCCGAGGUCCCUUCUAACUCUGUUUAUUCUAUUCUAAGCCAGCUGCCAAGAUCACCAAUGGGGAUCCCCGUAAUCUCGAGAUACUGCAGCUGUUGGUUGCCAAGGGCCCGAAUUUUGAUUUUGCGACCGUGAGGGAUGCGGCGAUGGUUGUAAGCGUGACAGAGGCGAAGGUUACUUUUCGCAGUGGUGUCGUAACUUCGAGCCAUCGCUAAAGGAAUGUUCGUAAGUUGAGGACUCUCUUUAAAGCAGGGGUCUCCAACCUUGGCAACUUUAAGCCUGGCGGACUUCAGCAAAGCUGGCUGGGGCAUUCUAGGAGUUGAAGUCCUCCAGGCUUAAAGUUGCCAAGGUUGGAGACCCCAGAUGUAAAGCAUCACUUUCGCCAUUUUCGAGCCCAAACAUUAUGGGCUUUUUUUGAAAUUUCUGCAGAUUCUCAAUUACAGGAAAAGUUUGUCGGAACCGGGGUUGCAUUGAAACAUUCUCUCUUCAAAGCAAGAAAACUUUCUCCCCCAAGUUCCUGAGAUAAGGGAAGGAUCUCCCAAUUUUUCCUUUUUUCUCCCUAACCGUAACAGUGUCGGCAGUAAAUUUGGUGACCACAAGCUGGAUGGGGGUUUCGGCUCCAUCCUCAACGUCCCUUCAUAAAUGGCUGUAUUUAUGUAACAUGCAAUUUCCAAACCAAUAAAACCAUAUUGUGGCUUCA
Ahaetulla prasina is the source of this 3870-nucleotide messenger RNA. RefSeq names its product transforming growth factor beta 1 (gene TGFB1). NCBI's taxonomy places the organism in Eukaryota, Metazoa, Chordata, Lepidosauria, Squamata, Colubridae. Bases 654 to 1886 code for a protein of 410 amino acids. Gene Ontology annotation, cellular component: extracellular region. The transcript has 7 exons. The record is from RefSeq and is a predicted model, not a curated record. Gene Ontology annotation, molecular function: cytokine activity; type III transforming growth factor beta receptor binding; type II transforming growth factor beta receptor binding. Gene Ontology annotation, biological process: transforming growth factor beta receptor signaling pathway; BMP signaling pathway; regulation of cell population proliferation.